AUGAAGCAACCUCCUGCACAGGGAGGCCUUGGCCGAUGCCUCGUCGCAAGGCUGCGCGUGGGGGGGCCCCUAAAGGCAGAGGAGGCGCGAGAUGUAGCUUUGCAGCUGUUGGAGCCUGGUGUGGUGACUCGGGCAAAGGAUGGCACAGCUGUCCUGGCAGCCUUUGCCAGACACGGCCUUUGGAGGGAGGCAUUGGCACUCCUGCAUUCCUUGCGAGGCGGCGCCGGCGUGGACACAGUGCUGUGCAACGCCUGCAUUGCGGUCUGUGGCAAGGCAAGCUGCUGGGAGGUGGCUGCGUCGCUGCUGUGCAGCAUGUCGCUCUAUCGCGUGUCGCCCGAUGUCAUUUCCUUUGGUGCUGUCCUGAACUCACUGGAGAAGGUGGGCGAAUGGCAGCGCUCAGUGCGGCUGCUGUCAGAAAUGGCAAAUGCACAGGUGAAGCCCAACGUCGUAGUGUUCAACUCUGCCAUCAGUGCCUGCCAAAAGGGCAACAGCGAAGAAGCUGCGCUGGCCCUUCUGCAAACCCUGGACUCAGCCAGUGUUGAGCCCGACGUCGUGACUUUCAACGCCGCCCUGAGCGCCUGCCGCCGCUGGGCAAAGGCUAAGGAGCUGCGCAGCGACCUCCGAGAACGAGGCCUUGUUGAAGACAUCUACACCUUCAACUCGCUCCUUUCUGUUGCCGAGCGAUGUCUUCGAUGGGACGUCGCGCUGCAGUUGUUGGAGGAAAUGCCCAGCGCUGACUUGGCCCCGGACGUGGUGUCGUUUAGCACGACCAUCUCCGCCUGUGAGAAGGCCCUGCGCUGGGAGAUGGCCUUGGCACUAUUGGAGGAAAUGAGAGUUCGGAAAGUCGCGCCAAAUGCUUUCACAUUUGGCGCAGCAGCGAGCGCUUGUGAAGCAUGCCGCCAAUGGGAGCGUGCGAUGGCCCUGCUCGCGAAUGCCGGCAGUUUCAGCAUCACCGCCAAUUCCAUCCUGUGUGGCGUGCUGCUCAGCACUUGCGCUCGCGGUGCAUGUUGGGCCAUGGCCAUGGAAGUGCUGCAAGAGAUGCAAAGCCUGCAAAUACCCGCAACGGCUGUGGCUCAGAAUGCAGCACUCGCUGCCUUGGCAGCCACCGGGGUUUGGCGGCAUUCGCUUUCCUUGAUCUCGACUGCAAAAGAGCUUGACUCCGUCGGUCUUGGCGAAGUUGUCAGGAGCUGUGCGGUAGCUUCGAAGUGGCAGCAGGUCCUGCAACUGGGGCUGGAGACGGAAAGUCGCUGGGGGUUUUCGCCCGAUGCUCCCCUGAUUGCCUUGGUGACCGACUCUGCCCUGACGGUGGGUCAAGCUGGUCCCCUCCCGCAGCUGCGCGCAACGGCGCAGGCAGUGCUUCUCAGACUGCCUGACGCACGGACUGCUGCGCGUGUCAAGCAAGCAGACCCUGCUGUUGUAUUGGUGGAUGUUCUGUCAGAGGUUGGCGUGGUGCCCACGAUCUGCAGAGCGGCUUUUGGCCGCUUCAGAUCUGCCGCUCAACGGGGUUUGGCAGCCAUUGUGGCCGAGAGGAAGGCUGUGAACGUUGCCGAGCUCUUGCGUGCACCUGAAAUCGAAGAAUCCUUCAGUCUCGGCGCUGACUUGACGGCCUCAUUCUUCGCGUCGGCUGCAAGCUGGCUUCCGAUGGCACGCCUGGCAACUCGCAGGGCUUCACGGAACUCAGGUCUCGUCGACCAGGCCGAGGACUUGAUGGCUUUGGCCGUGGCAGCCUGGAGCGAGGAGGAGCUGUGCUGCGGUGGCUUUGACGUGGAAACAGCAAGUCCUGCCUCGGCCCCCGAUCGGAAACUCACUGGGGGUUUUCGCCGGAUGCCCAAAGUGCUCCGGCAGAUUCUUUCCUCUAGCGAUGCAGUUGUCACCGGAACGGGCAAAGGCAGAAACGGUGGCAUGUGGCAUGCCAACUACUCCGACUAUUCCUGGAAAUACCAGAGCUACCAGUACUGUUGCACGGGCAAUGAUGCAGAUGGCAACUCCUCAUUACACAUCCCCUGCACCCAAAUCAAACUUACCCGCAAGCACUCCAUCCAGCACCAGCACUCCAUCCAGCACCUGCGGCAAGCAUCCCAACGUCGGCCCCCACCCAAGAGCCCAGCGCAACCUUCCUGGGCGGACUUGUCGGAGGAUCUAACUCCACCGAGCCUGAACGAGGAGUUGCCAACCUUGCUCCCCAAGCCUAGCAAGGGCAACGGGAAGGGAAAGGGAAAGACUGCCAAGAAGUCCUCCAAAGGAACGGGCAAAGGCAGAAACGGGGGCAAGUGGCACGGAGACUACUCCGACUAUUCCUGGAGCCACCACGGAUGCCGCUACUGCGGCUGGCACUGA
Symbiodinium sp. CCMP2592 is the source of this 2337-nucleotide messenger RNA. NCBI's taxonomy places the organism in Eukaryota, Dinophyceae, Suessiales, Symbiodiniaceae. The record is from the annotation of a GenBank genome assembly.